CAAUAAGGUAGUCGAUCUCACAAAACAUCUGCAGGCGAAAAUAUUGGCAACCGGACCCAUAACCGUUGCCGAAUAUAUGCGUGAGGUACUGACAAAUCCACAGUCCGGUUAUUACAUGAAUCGGGAUGUGUUUGGACGAGAAGGUGACUUUGUAACAUCCCCAGAAAUAUCUCAAAUAUUUGGAGAGCUUGUGGCCAUUUGGAUUUUGAGUGAAUGGCAAAAAUUGGGAAGUCCACCGUUUCAGUUGGUAGAAUUGGGACCGGGAAGAGGUACACUGAUGCGUGAUGUGAUAAAGGUCCUGUCUAAAUUCAAACUUAGCACUGGGUUCUCUAUUCACAUGGUGGAGAUUAGUCCACAUCUCAGUAAGAUACAAGCCCAACUUCUUUGCUAUAACUUUGACGACUGCGACCCCAAUGUUGAUGUGUAUUAUCGCAAAGGAGAAACAGCGUCAGGCACGAAAAUAUAUUGGUACAGCCGAUUGGAAGACGUGCCACGCAAUUUCUCUGUGGUGAUGGCUCACGAGUUCUUUGAUGCCUUGCCAAUACAUAAGUUCCAGCUAGACAAUGGUUUGUGGAAGGAAGUACACAUAGAUGUGGGCGAAAAAAACGAUGUGGAUUUCAGACUUGUUCUGUCCAAAAAUCAAACACCCCUCUCUAAGAUAUAUUCGCCGGUGGACGGUGAAACAAGAACGUCCUUAGAAUACUCUUUGGAAGCGGAUCGAUUAGUUGGGCUACUUGCGGAACGAUUCGAGUCGGAUGGUGGCAUUGGCCUCAUAAUGGAUUAUGGCCAUUUUGGUGAAAAAGCUGACACAUUUAGAGCAUUUAAAAAACACACUCUGCACGACCCCCUGAAGAAGCCCGGAUCAGCUGACCUUACAGCCGAUGUAGAUUUUCGACAGUUGAAAACUGUAGCUGAGCAAAAAAAUCAAGUUGUGUGUUUUGGUCCUGUGGAACAAGGCGUUUUCUUAGACAGAAUGCAGGGAAAGGCGCGAUUAGAGGCCUUAUUAAAGAAUGCUCUUCCAGAGAAUCAACCAACUAUUAUGUCAGCCUACGAGAUGCUAACUCAUCCCAACCAAAUGGGAACACGAUUUAAGUUCUUUUCUAUGUUCCCGGCGGUAUUAAAAGAUCAUUUGGCUAAGUUUCCUGUAAAUGGAUUCCACUAA
Molecule: messenger RNA, 1162 nt
Organism: Musca vetustissima
Lineage: Eukaryota; Metazoa; Arthropoda; Insecta; Diptera; Muscidae
Product: protein arginine methyltransferase NDUFAF7 homolog, mitochondrial
Exons: 4
Coding region: 77-1162 (361 amino acids)
Biological process (GO): mitochondrial respiratory chain complex I assembly
Cellular component (GO): mitochondrion
Molecular function (GO): protein-arginine omega-N symmetric methyltransferase activity
Source: RefSeq, a predicted model, not a curated record